Seriola aureovittata is the source of this 5659-nucleotide messenger RNA. It is a transcript of the gene zbtb18, whose product is annotated as zinc finger and BTB domain containing 18. Gene Ontology annotation, biological process: regulation of transcription by RNA polymerase II. Gene Ontology annotation, molecular function: DNA-binding transcription factor activity, RNA polymerase II-specific; protein binding; RNA polymerase II cis-regulatory region sequence-specific DNA binding. The coding region runs from base 532 to 2229 and encodes 565 amino acids. The transcript is spliced from 2 exons. Gene Ontology annotation, cellular component: nucleus. Lineage: Eukaryota; Metazoa; Chordata; Actinopteri; Carangiformes; Carangidae. The record is from RefSeq and is a predicted model, not a curated record.
UUGUUAUCGACAGAUGCCAUCUGAAAUUAUUAGUCAUUCAUCUUUUUAUCAACUAGAUAAAUUAUCUCUUCUUUAACUACACCUGAAGAGCACUGGUGCAAGUUUUAUUUCCUUUUUUUUUUUUUUCUUUCCUCUGGUCUAAUCUUACACCUAAAGCUGGUGCUCGCAGGUUAAACAAGGGACAAGCUGUUUUGUUUUCAACAGUGCUAUUUCAAUUGGGCAGUUUUCCUGCUCGACUUAGCCUGUGGAGGUGGUUGGUAGGUAGGCUGGUACUAAGUGUGUGUGUUGUGUACGUGAGGACAGUGUGUGCAGCUGAAAGCCGGUUACCUAAAAGGGCUGUGCCAGGCCAGGCCAAAGUGGGUUAAUAAAAAUAACCAGCGUAGGAGCAGCGACAAUCCAGGAGUGCAGGCAGAGGAGUUAGAGAGAUACAGAGAGAGAGAGAGAGAGAGCGGAGAGACAGAGUGGAAGAAUCUGUCGCUGGUGGUUAACAAUUACUGAUUAAGUCUUUCUCUAGGUUAUGAGGACGGCAGGAUGGAGUUCCCAGACCACAGCAGACAUUUACUCCAGUGUCUGAGUGAGCAGCGGCACCAGGGCUUCCUGUGUGACUCCACGGUGCUGGUGGGCGAUGCCCAGUUCCGUGCACACCGUGCUGUGUUGGCCUCCUGCAGCAUGUACUUUCACCUCUUCUACAAGGACCAGUUGGACAAGAGAGAUGUGGUGCAUCUCAACAGCGACAUUGUCACAGCCCCGGCCUUUUCCCUGCUCCUGGAGUUCAUGUAUGAGGGCAAGCUGCAGUUCCAGGACCUUCCCGUAGAGGAUGUGCUGGCAGCAGCCAGCUACUUGCACAUGUAUGACAUUGUCAAGGUGUGUAAGAAACGUUUGAAGCAGAAGGCCACAGCAGAGGCAGACAGCACGCGCAGAGAGGAUGAUGGUGGGUCCAGCUGCUCUGAUAAGGCCGACAGUCUAUCAGAUGGUUCGACCGGCCGGCCUGCUACUGCCGACCUGCUGCACAGUGAUGAAGAGGAAGAGGGUAAGGCAGAGGGUGGACCACUGUGGAUGAGGCUGCCAUCUGCAGACAGACCAGGGACACCCGCCAUGGCUACAACCAGCCCAGGGCACGGCGAGGCGGAGACGCAGGGUGGGGAAGGGCUGGGGGAGGGAGCGAAGCUGCUCUCCCCGGCCGGCAGCCCCACCAGCUCCACUGGAUCCCUCUCACAGAGGUCCCACCGCUCCGUGAGCUCUCGUGGAGGGCACAGGGGCAGGAGGGUGUCAAAUGAUGCGGCUGAUUGUGUCCUGGACCUGUCUGUCAAGCCGAUUGCCAGUAGCAACCACAGUAACCACCACCAGUCAUAUUUCAGCGGAGCAGCUACACCAGACAGCCUCCAAAGCCCAUUGGCUGUGAGGGUGAAGGUGGAGAGGGGUGUGGCUUCCGACGAGGAAGAGGAACUGGGAGGUGGGGACUAUGACAUGGAGCACAGUGGCCUCACCAAGGCGACGGUUCCCAGCGCCAACGGGGGCCUGACCCACCACGGGGUCGGAGGGCCUCUGUCAGCCCAGCGGCGGCUUGGCCUGGAAGCACACCUGUCCGCUCUGCGAGAGGCCUCUCUGGCCUCUGAGCUGGAGCGGGAGGAGAAGCCUUCAGCCACGGCAGACGACGAGGACAUACUGGGCGGUGAAAACGAGCGCGCCCAGGCCGAGGCGGCCAGCAUGGAUAAUUCCCUGCUGCCUUAUGUCUCCAACAUGCUGUCAGCUCAACACACCCAGAUCUUCAUGUGUCCGCUGUGUAACAAGGUUUUCCCCUCCCCGCACAUCCUCCAGCUUCACCUCAGCUCCCACUUCAGGGAGCAGGAGGGCAUCCGCUCUAAGCCCGCCGGAGACGUCAACGUGCCCACCUGCACCAUCUGCAGCAAGACCUUCUCCUGCAUGUACACGCUGAAGCGCCACGAGCGGACACACUCUGGUGAGAAACCCUACACCUGCACCACAUGCGGCAAGAGCUUCCAGUACUCACACAACCUCAGCCGCCACGCAGUAGUGCAUACACGUGAGAAGCCGCACGCUUGCAAGUGGUGUGAACGGCGCUUCACGCAGUCCGGGGACCUCUACCGACACAUCCGCAAGUUCCAUUGUGAACUGGUCAACUCGCUGUCAGUGAAGAGCGAACCGCUGGCACUGCCCAAUGUCAGGGAUUGGGCGAUUGAGGACAGCUCCCAGGAACUGUGGAAGUAGAAACAGACUGCUGGGUUUGAUUAAGGGGAAAAAAUGUCAAGUGAAAGAAAGGAAGAGAGGCAUGGGGAGGUGAAGGGAGGUGGUAAAGUUUGAUAUUCGGGGUUUAAGUGAGUCAUGUUCUUGUGUGUCGCAAAAUCUCAUUCAAUUGCACUUUAAUAGCACAUGAAAAUGUUACUACUGAGUUUUUUUGUUGUUGCUGUUUGGGGUAAUUUUGUUUUAUUCUAGUUUAUUCUGAACUCUUUAUUUUUAUUUGGCGUAAGUUCUGUUUGGUGGUUUUCAUUGCGUCUAAGGACAUGGGUCCCAGUGAGAAUGUCUUGCCUUUCUGAAAAGUUUUCACUCCGUAUGUGUUUCAUCUCAGACACAACACUCCGACGCUGGCCAGCGUAUCGGUCCCGGUCCCACAGACAGCAAACACCACUGCAGGAGUUCAGGUCGAACACACUGAAGUGAAAAAGCAUUACAAUACACUAAACGGGUACUGUGAUCACAAGUCGAUACCACCACACACACAGUUUGAAGAAGUGUGUGUGUGCGUGCGUGUGUGCGUGCGUGUGUGCGUGUGUGUGUGUGUGUGCGUGCGUGUGUGUGCAAUACUGCACUACUCUGGCAAAAAUUUCACCUGACGUGCGUGAGUGUGUAUGAGUGAGUUGUGUGUGUAUUAAUUUUAUUUUCUACUGGCAUGGAGGUGUCGUUGGCGAAGCGCUCCCCGCUUCUCUUGUUAAGCUCUUUGGUGUUGUGUGUUCAGGGGAAAGCUGACUGACUGACAGACAAACUGAUGGCACUCAUGCAAUGCACAGCCUCCUUUUUUCACUUCCAAUCAAUUUGAAGUAUUUUCUAAAAAUGAAAAGACCUUUACAAAUUAUUAUUAUAAUUAUUAUUAUUAUUGUUAUUAAUAGAAUUUUUUCUUAAAUCUAGCUGGCAGUCUUUAAACCAUCUCUUGUUGAAAAGGUAUUUAAUUUAAGGUUGUUGUAUAUUGUUCUACUAUAGUUUUAAAACUUUAAUCCUUUACCAUUUUUUUAAAUUAAUGAUUAUUAUUAUUAUUAUUAUUAUUAUUAUUAUUAUUAUUUUGUUACUUUUUUUGUAAUGGGACCUGCUGUUGUUGCAUGACGUCCAAACCUGUAUAUUUUAAAAUAAAAUGUGAAUUUGCUGUAUUACUGUACACAUUGUAAUUGAUCAAAUAUUUGACGAUGGGCUUUCCUUUUCUUUUCUUUGUGAAUACUACUCCAGGGUGCGGUCUGUUGAAAAACUGAAUAUUAUUCUCACGACUAUGGGAAAAAAAUGCAUGAAAAUUUGAUUUUGUCUUAAACCUUUAGGUUGUGGUUUUUUGCGUCAGAGGGGAAAUGUUUGAACGUUACACUUUUGACAGUGAAAAGUUGGAUUUUUUUUUCUACUCUUCUCGUCUGUCGCUGGGCUCCAAGAAGAAUGUUACCGAAUGUGUUUCCGUCGGGUGUUGAAGCGAUACGAUGAAGCAUUUGAAGCCUGUGUCUAUAUGCACUGAUUUCUGCUGUGUGCGUGUGCCUGUGUGUGUGUGUGUGUGUUUAUGAGCGUGUGACUUGGUUAUUACCAGUCAAUUUAACCUACUGAAGACCUACGUCCACCCAGCACUUCCUCCACCUCCUGCUCCUGCUCCUCCUCAGGCGUUACAUUUCUCCACUGCUGCAUGUUUGUUUUCCACCUCUCACGUCUCCGUCCUCUCCAGCUCUAGACGCGGUCAAGCCAUUUCUUAAUUACAUCUGCUCACUGGGCACUUAUUUCAGGUCUGUUGGGUGCAGGUCUGUGGCUCUGGCUUGGCUACAGUGUGAAGGAUACAGAGAGAGACAGGAAGGAGAGAGGCUGAAACUCAGCUGUCCUGCGAAGGAAAGUUGAAGGGUCAGAUAUCUUUGUCACACUGUUGCAUCACGUUGAGCUGAGCUGAGCUGAGCUCAGCGAAGCCAUGCUGAUUCAGUACAGUAAACCCACCCAGCUCGGUGCAGUGCGUCUCACAUUAGACGCAGUCGUGUGAAUGCGAUGAGAUGUUUGUAUGUGUGUGUGUGUUUUCCACUUCAAACGUAAUCCUUACUCUGAGAUAGAUGGGAGAGAAUUGGCAUGCCUGAAUGCACCUUUUUAAGCUAAAAAGAUGUGAAAUCAGAUUUUUGCUAAAAAGAUGCCUUUAUUAAAAACAUUUCUGACGCUAUGGAAGUAUUUGAUACUGUAGAGCAUUGAGAAAUAGUUGUUUAAAAAUGUAUAAAUUCAAGGAAUUUAUUGAAUUUAUCACAAAAUGAUGUCUUAUUAUAUUUUGCUCAUGUGAUUGGAAAACUUUUUUUUUUUUUUUUGUAUGUUGUGUUCGGGUUGGGUCUACAUCGGUUUAAUAUUUUUUUUAACCUCUCUACCAGAAAUUUUUUGUUGUAAAUUUCAAAAUAAUGGUCAAGCGUUUAUACAAUCCAAACACAUUCAACAUAGAGAUACUGAAAAGUGAAAGCGCUACAUUUUCCCUCACUCAGACAUCUGUGUGUGUGUGUGUGUGUGUGUAUGUGUACAUGGGUGUGUGUUUGUGUGUGCAUGCCCCCACUGAUAUGCAUGUGGUGGGUGAGGUGGUUGUAUGUGCCGCCCUGUCAUCUGGUGGCACCUACAGGCUUUGCCAGUGCAACAGUGUGGGUGACAUUGCGGCAGUUUGCACCGCAUCGUCUUUCUUUUUUUUUUUCCCUCGAAACGUUAUUUCUUCACUGGCAGCAUCUCUGCAUAUGGGCUCACUCCAUCCUGCUGUUGUUUUCAUCAUUACUGCUGUUUUUUUUUUUUUUUUUUUUUUUUUUUUUUGGUUUUUUUUGUUCCGUUCUGUUCUUCUGGUUGUACUUGACCGCCUUAAACUGCUGUAGUCCGGGCUGUUUUUUUUAUUUUUUUUUAUUUUCUAAUGCGUGAGUGUAGGGUGGAGUUGUGAGAGUGAUGUCAACCGCUCACGACGAUGUGAAGUAACCACCCUGAUGAGACAUCUUCAUCUUUUUGCUGUGCUUACUUGAAAACAAAGGGGGGGAGUUUUUUUGUUUGUUUUCUUUUUUUAAAUCAAGGUAUAAAAAUAAAAUGUUCAAAUGUCAUAGACAGUUUAUGAAAAGACAGAUGGGGGGGUGGAGGGUGGGGGGCAUGAAAUGACUGAGUCUGUUUUGAAAAAGGACAAUCAUUGUCUGGGGAAAAAAAACAAGCAGAUUUUGAUUGAGAUAUAUUUGCUCCCCCUUGAGAUUAAAAAUUUUCUUUGCUUUUUCUUUUAUUUUCCUAUUUCAGAUUUAGUCAUUUUUAGCUUUGACAAUCAUAGUUGGGUUGGUUUUUUUAUUUUGUUUUUGUUUUUCUCAAGGGGAGUGAAUUCUAAUUGUGUUUAGUUUUGUAAUUUUUUGGUGUGCUGUUGUUGACAUUUUUAAAUUGUGUGCAAACUGCAAUAAAUUAUAAGAAUCUUGAAAUUCAA